Messenger RNA from Perca flavescens (yellow perch), 1449 nucleotides. It is a transcript of the gene btbd17a, whose product is annotated as BTB (POZ) domain containing 17a. The coding region runs from base 1 to 1449 and encodes 482 amino acids. The transcript has 3 exons. Gene Ontology annotation, molecular function: protein binding. The record is from RefSeq and is a predicted model, not a curated record. Lineage: Eukaryota; Metazoa; Chordata; Actinopteri; Perciformes; Percidae.
AUGGUGAAACAAGUUGUCCGGAUCCAUGUUGGGAUGCUGUUUUUGGCUCUGGGUCUGCACUUGGGGGCAGCUGCUGCAGCCAUGCUGAAAGGUGACAAGGCCCAGGACGGAAGUGGCGGUGGUGGGGACACAAUCAGCCACUCCCUGACCCUGGUGCAGCGCCUGGAGGCCCUGUUGGCUCAGGGGAACGGCAGUGACGUGUCGCUCAGGGUGGAGACGCCCAGCGCGGACGAGGUGAAGGUGAUCCAGUCUCACUCGCUGGUGCUCUCCCUGCAGAGCCCCGUGUUUGAGGAGAUCCUGGUGAGCCGCAACGGCAGCACGCUGGUCCUGAAAGAGAGCUCCGACUGCGCUGCCGUGUUUGACAAGUUCAUUAGGUAUCUGUACUGUGGAGAGCUCUCUCUGCGUUUGGACCAGGCGAUACCUUUACACAAGCUGGCCACUAAGUACCAAGUGACGGGUCUCCAGCAGGGCAUCACCCAGUACAUGAGCCAGAACGUGGCACGGGAGUCCUCCUCGGGACACGUGGCGGGCUGGUACGAGUACGCCCUGCAGGCCGGCGACGUGACUCUGAGGGACAGCUGUCUUCAGUUCAUGGCCUGGAACCUGUCGUCGGUGCUGCGGAGCGGAGAGUGGGUGACCAUCAGCAGCCAGCUGCUCAUGUCCCUGCUGCAGCGCUCGGACCUCGUCCUGCAGAGUGAGAUGGAGCUCUUCGCGGCGCUGGAAGCCUGGAUUAUUCAGAAUGAGCCGGACGGUUUGACAGCGGAGAACGCAUUGAGAGCCGUGCGUUACGCCAUGAUGCCGCCGCGGGAGCUCUUCCGCCUGCAGACCCAGUCAUCGGUCCUGGCUCGCUAUCAGGAGUCGGUGCGUGAUCUGCUGUACAUGUCCUACCAGUUUCACUCUGCGUCGCCACUGGCCAUGGCCAAAUACUUUGACGUGAACUGCAGCCUCUUCAUGCCCAGGAACUACCUGUCGUCAGUGUGGGGGUCUGCCUGGAUCAUCAGCAACCCCUCGCGAGACGACCGCAGCACCAGCUUCCAGACCCAGCUGGGGCCCAGCGGCCAUGACUCCAGCAAGCGGGUGACUUGGAACGCCAUGUUUUCGCCACGCUGGUUACCCCUUAGCAUGAGGCCGAUGUACACGGAGACGGGCGCCAUGCAGCCGACACGCGUUGAUGGAGGGAGCCCUCGCAUCAUCAUCACGCCGGCCACAUCCAGCGCCGAUUUCGCCGGGGUGAACUUCCAGAAGACGGUGCUUGUGAUGGCUCAGCAGCAUGGGAAAGUGGUGGUGAAACACGUCUACAACUUCCACCAGAGCACAGAAGAAAACGGUGAUUUCUUGGCUGAAGCCGACCUGUACCGCCGGACGUCGGAAUACCUAAUUGAUAGCUCGCUCUUCCUCCAUAUUGUGGUGAAGCCGCUGUACCAAAGCCUUCUAACCAGCAAGAACUAA